AUGUCUCCUGUGAAAGGUAGCCUGUCUCCCCGCGUCGUCCACAUUCGUCGAUCGGACGAAGCCGAUUCUCAUGUUCUUCUUUAUGUUUCGCGCUCCGACUCUACCGGGGAGUUGACUAUAAUAGCGACGGAGGGGGAAUUUCCUUACACCGCAACUUUGCAGCAGUCCCAGCUGAACAAGCUAAGAACAAAAAGUUAUGAAGGUAGUGAUGAUGAGUGGAAUGACAUUGUUCUUUACAUCCUCGGCCUCCAGGACGAGACGACAAAAACGACAGAGCCGAGCAUGGGCAUCGAAGCAUCAGCUACCAUAAAUGACUCUGGAGACGGCCAUAAGGCACUAGUGAUCGCCGCGAGGAAGAGAAUACAGACCAUCACACAAAAAUUGGGAUCUUUAAGCCUCCAACAGAACGACGAACAGGGUAUCGAGCUAUUUGACUGGUCAAACCUUGCCGUUACUAGGGCGGAUAUCCUCGAGCAACGCUUCAAUUCGUUGCUUGAUCGCUUCCGUACGGCCGAGGAUACGAUAGCUUUGUUGAACAAGCAGUUGGAGGAGUUCAUCAGCUUGAAAACAGUACAUGACCAACAACUUAUAUCUGAUUUUGCGCAGUUGUUGAAUGAAAAGAAAUUGAAGAUCCGCAACCAACAACGCCUACUUGCGUCCGCCCAAGUUGACACCGAGAAAAUCUCUACAAUGCAGACAGCUACUGCAACGGACGAUCCGUGGCCAAAUGUGAAGGGACGGAGACCAAAACGUCCCGCAGAAACGACACGUGAUGAAUCUGACGACGAUGAAGGAUUUGAGAAAAUGGACGCCGAUAAACUAAAACCGCAGGUCGGCAAGGUUGCGGACGAGGAAACGGACGAUGGAGGAACAUCGACUCCCCGGCCAUUCGAAGAUGAUGAUAAUGCAACAUCUGAUGAAGACUUCGACUCAAGUGCUAAGGGACCACAGCAAAGAAAUCGAAGAAGUCAAGGACUGCACGAACAGGCUGUAGCGAAAUCACCACCGCCAAGGAGAGAGCUGCCCUUUUCAAGAAGGACGGAAAAAAAGCCGACACUCACUCUAUCCUCUCCGGUGCGGCAAAGUCGGGAUGAAACAGGAGAGAUGACAGAUGAUGAUGAACUAUAG
Messenger RNA from Aspergillus puulaauensis, 1128 nucleotides. RefSeq lists its product as uncharacterized. Gene Ontology annotation, biological process: double-strand break repair; DNA recombination. Gene Ontology annotation, molecular function: DNA binding. The transcript is spliced from 4 exons. Bases 1 to 1128 code for a protein of 375 amino acids. Gene Ontology annotation, cellular component: nucleus. The record is from RefSeq and is a predicted model, not a curated record. NCBI's taxonomy places the organism in Eukaryota, Fungi, Ascomycota, Eurotiomycetes, Eurotiales, Aspergillaceae.